Messenger RNA from Erythranthe guttata (spotted monkey flower), 2439 nucleotides. RefSeq names its product Basic helix-loop-helix (bHLH) DNA-binding family protein (gene MYC4). The record is from RefSeq and is a predicted model, not a curated record. Gene Ontology annotation, cellular component: nucleus. Gene Ontology annotation, biological process: regulation of DNA-templated transcription. Gene Ontology annotation, molecular function: DNA-binding transcription factor activity; protein dimerization activity; transcription cis-regulatory region binding. Lineage: Eukaryota; Viridiplantae; Streptophyta; Magnoliopsida; Lamiales; Phrymaceae.
AAAGAUUCAAGAAUUGGAUUAACGGAUAUGAGAUAAACACCUUCUGCUGAAUUUCAAUUUACUACUACUCUUCUUCUUGAUUGUAAUUCAACACAAGUUUUAGUUGAUUGAUUCAUUGCCGCCGCCGCCUACCGACACCUUUCUUCGAUGAAUAUAUGGACUCCUCAUAGCUCCGCCGCCGCGGUUACAUCGGCGGCGGAGGGAGACCCCACCACCACCAUGAUGGACGCCUUUAUGGCCUCCGCUUCCGAUCUCACUUCCUUCUGGCCGGCCUCCGGUCUCGGUCAACACACUCCAUUCGUCCUCACUCCAUCGCCGCCGCCGCCUCCCGCCGCCGCCGCCGCAGCAUCGUCCCAGUUCUUCAAUCAGGAAACGCUCCAGCAGCGCCUGCUCGCCCUGAUCGAGGGCGCCCGCGAGAGCUGGACUUACGCGAUUUUCUGGCAGUCCUCCGCCGCCGAGUACGGCGCUCCGGCGGCGCUGACCUGGGGCGACGGCUACUACAAAGGCGAGGACGACAAGGGCAACCGCAAAUCCGCAUCCUCCCCGGCCGAGCAGGAGCACAGAAAGAAGGUGCUCCGGGAAUUGAACUCCCUGAUCUCCGGCACUCAGUCCACCACCGCCGCCGACGAACCCGUCGACGAAGAAGUCACCGACACCGAGUGGUUCUUCCUGAUAUCCAUGACCCAAUCCUUCGCAAACGGGUCAGGAAUUCCGGGCCAGGCCCUCUACAGCUCAAGCCCGGUCUGGGUAACCGGGCCGGACAAGCUGGCCGCGUACCGCUGCGUCCGGGCCCACGAGGCGCAGAGAUUCGGUCUUCAGACAAUCGUCUGCAUACCUUCCUCAAACGGCGUCGUCGAGCUCGGCUCCACCGAAGUCAUCUUCCAGAGCUCGGAUCUCAUGAAAAAGGUCAGGGUUCUGUUCAAUUUCAACAACGGCGCCGAAACGGGUUCCGGAUCCGGGUCGGGCUCUUGGGCCCUACCCGACAACGUCGAUCCGGCCGCCCUCUGGUUGACCGACCCUUCUUCUUCCACCAUGGAUAAGGAUUCAUUCAAUAACAUCAACAACAACAACACCACCACCAAUUCAGUUCCUUGUAGUAUUACCAGUAAGCAAGUUGCGUUCGGCAACGAAAACCCGAAUCCGUGUUCCAGCACGUUGACCGAUAAUCCGCAUAACCAAACUACUAAUAAUCCGGGAUACCUCAAUCGGGAAUUGAAUUUCUCCGAAUUCGGUGCCCACGGUAGUAGCAAUGUUAGAAACGCCGGUCUUUGUAAGCGCGAAUCGGGAGAGAUUCUGAAUUUCGGAGAGAGUAUAAAGACGAGUCCGUUCGGUGCGCAAGGCGAGAAUAACAAUAACAACAACAGCAACAACAACAAUAAAAACAAGAAGAAGACAUCUCCAACUUCUAGAGGAAGUAACGACGAAGGCAUGCUCUCGUUUACUUCCGGCAUGGUCAAGAAUGGCGGCGGUGGUGGUGGUGUUGUAGAUUCCGACCAGUCGGAUCUCGAAGCGUCGGUGGUGAAGGAAGUCGAGAGUAGUAGAGUCGUCGACCCGGAAAAACGGCCGAGAAAACGAGGGAGGAAACCCGCAAACGGGAGAGAAGAGCCGCUCAAUCACGUCGAAGCGGAGCGACAGAGGAGAGAGAAGUUGAACCAGAGAUUCUACGCGCUUCGAGCCGUCGUGCCCAACGUCUCGAAAAUGGACAAAGCAUCUCUGCUCGGAGACGCGAUCGCGUACAUCAACGAGCUCAAGUCGAAGCUUCAAAACGUCGAGCUCGAUAAAGACGAGUUGAGGAGACAGCUGGAGUCUUCGUCGUCCUCCAUGCAGAAGAAGAAGGAUAAGGAAUAUUCCUCGGCCAAAGAAGAAUCUUCGAAGGGGAUAGUUGAUAUGGAGAUAGACGUGAAGAUAAUUGGAUGGGACGCGAUGAUCAGGGUUCAGUGUAGUAAGAAGAAUCACCCGGCGGCUAAGAUGAUGGUGGCGCUUCGUGAGUUGGAUUUGGAUGUUCAUCACGCGAGCGUUUCCGUUGUGAACGAUUUGAUGAUCCAACAAGCUACGGUGAAAAUGGAGGGCCGGUUUUUCUCGCAAGAUCAGCUGAGGGCCGCUUUGAUUUCGAAAUUAGUUAGCUGAAAUCGAAUGUCGGUUAGAACUUAAGUUUGUACGGGCGUCUCUCUCUUGUAUGAUGAUCUGUGUAGCUUCGAUUCGUUUUUAUUUUAGUAUAUAUAGUUUAAAGAAGGAUGAGAGCUUUUAGUUUUGAAGUUGAGAAGCUGGAUGCAGAAUUGAGAGCUUUUUUUUAUUUUGUGUUCAGCUUUUCGGGUUCUGGUUUUGUGGUAAUUUGUUAGAUGUAAAGGCUCGAGUGUACAUAGGUAUGAAAUGAAUCCCAAUAGUAAUUUGGGAUGGUGGUUUUAUUUAUGUCAUAAAACAUGGGAUUCUUUGUUCCAA